CGCCGCUGCCUCGCCCAGGACCCGCCGACCUCCUCCCGCUUCCCGUCCAGGCCUGGCUUCUGUCCUGCGCGCGCAGAUUAACGCAAACCCGGAAGCGGAUCGGGUGGAAUGAAGGUCACAUCGCCGUGAUAUCUCUUCCAAAUGCUUGAUGAAAAAGGUGGGAGGAUCACUUGAACCAGGACGUUGAAGUCUGCAGUGAGCCCUGUUUUUGCCACCACAUUCCAGCCUGGGCUCAAGUGAUCUGCCUGCCUCCGCUACCCAAAGUGUUGGGAUUACAAGGGUGAGUCACCACUCCUGGCUGGUCUUGGAAUUUUCUAGAGGGGGAAGACCAAGACAGCCUAUUGGGCCUUCCAGGCCAUCACAUGGGAUUCAGCCGCACCUCGUUCCUCCUCACCUCAGAGCUUCUCAGGAUAACUUGGUGAAAUGUCUCCUGCUGUGAGCCUCGGUGAGGCCACCUGUAACAUAGAGGAUUGAUUUCUAAAGACUCAUGUUACAUGAGGAAGCAGCUGAGAAGAGGAAAGGAAAGGAGCCUGGCAUGGCCCUUCCUCAGGGACGCUUGACUUUCAGGGAUGUGGCUGUAGAAUUCUCAUUGGCAGAGUGGAAAUGCCUGAACCCUGCGCAGAGAGCUUUAUACAGGGAAGUGAUGUUGGAGAACUACAGGAACCUGGAGUCUGUGGAUAUCUCUUCCAAAUGCAUGAUGAAGGAGGUCUUGUCAACAGGGCAGGGCAAUACGGAAGUGUUCCACACAGGGACAUUGCAAAGACAUGAAAGUCAUCACAUUGGAGAUUUUUGCUUCCAGGAUAUUGAGAAAGAAAUUCAUGACAUUGAUUUUCAGUGUCAAGAAGAUGAAAGAAAUGUCCAUGAAGCACCCAUGACAAAAAUUAAAAUGUUGACUGGGAGUACAGAACAAUAUGAUCAAAGGCAAGCUGGAAACAAGCCUAUUAAUGAUCAGCUUGGAUCAUGCUUUCAUUCGCAUCUGCCUCAACUCCACUUAUUUCAGAUCAAAGGUAUAAUUGCUAAUCAACUUGAGAAGUCUACCAAUGAUGCUCCCUCACUUUCAACAUUCCAAAGAAUUUCUUGCAGGCCCCAAAUCCAUAUUUCUAAUAACUAUGAGAGUAAUUCCCCAAAUUCUUCACUACUCGCACAAAAACAGGAAGUACACAUGAGAGAAAUAUCUUUCCAAUGUAAUGAGAGUGACAAAGCCUUUAAUUGCUCACUCUUAAGGAAACACCAGAUAAUCCAUUUAGGAGACAAACCAUAUAAAUGUGAUGUAUGUGGCAAGCUCUUUCAUCACAAGCAGUACCUCGCAUGCCAUCAGAGAUGCCACAUGGGUGAGAAACCUUACAAGUGUAAUGAGUGUGGCAAGUCCUUCAGUCAGGUGUCAUCCCUUACAUGCCAUCGUAGACUUCAUACUGGAGUAAAACCUUACAAGUGUAUUGAGUGUGGCAAGAUCUUUGGUCAAAAUUCAGCCCUUAUAAUUCAUAAGGCAAUUCAUAGUGGAGAGAAACCUUACAAGUGUAAUGAAUGUGGCAAGACUUUUAAUCAACAAUCACACCUUUCACGUCAUCAUAGACUUCAUACUGGAGAGAAGCCUUACAAAUGUAAUGUUUGUGACAAGGCUUUCACAUGUCAUUCCUAUCUGGCAAACCAUACUAGAAUUCAUAGUGGAGAGAAACCUUACAAGUGUAAUGAGUGUGGCAAGGCUUUUAAUCAACAAUCAAACCUUGCACGUCAUCAUAGACUUCAUACUGGAAAGAAACCUUACAAAUGUGAAGAAUGUGACAAAGUUUUCAGUCAGAAAUCAACCCUUGAGAUACAUCAGAGAAUUCACACUGGAGAGAAGCCAUACAAAUGUAAGGUUUGUGACACAGCUUUCACAUGUAAUUCACAGCUGGCACGACAUAGAAGAAUUCACACUAGAGAGAAAACUUACAAGUGUAAUGUGUGUGGCAAGACCUUCAUUCACAUGUCAUACCUCGUAUGCCAUCGUAGAGUUCAUAGUGGUGAGAAACCUUACAAGUGUAAUGAGUGUGGAAAGACCUUCAGUCACAGGUCAUACCUUGUAUGCCAUCGUAGAGUUCAUAGUGGAGAGAAACCUUACAGGUGUAAUGAAUGUGGCAAGACCUUCAGUCACAGGUCAUCCCUUGUAUGCCAUCAUAGACUUCAUAGUGGUGAGAAACCUUACAAGUGUAAUGAGUGCAGCAAGACCUUCAGUCGCAGGUCAUCCCUCCUAUGCCAUCAUAGACUUCAUAGUGGUGAGAAACCUUACAAGUUUAAUGAGUAUGGCAAUAACUUCCAUCACUGGUCAUCCCUUGUAUACCAACGUAAACGUCAUACUGGAGAGAAAUCUUACAAAUGUACAGUUUGUGACAAGGCUUUCAUGCGUAAGUCAGUCCUGGCAAUACAUACUAGAAUUCAUAGUGCAGAGAAACCUUACAAGUGUAAUGAAUGUGGGAAAGCUUUUAAGCAACAAUCACACCUUUCACGUCAUCAUAGAAUUCAUACUGGAGAGAAACCUUACAAAUGUGAAGCAUGUGACAAAGUUUUCAGUCGCAAAUCAACCCUUGAGACACAUAAGAGAAUUCACACUGGAGAGAAACCAUACAAAUGUAAGGUUUGUGACACAGCUUUCACGUGGAAUUCACAGCUGGUACGACAUACAAGAAUUCACACUGGAGAGAAAACUUACAAGUGUAAUGAGUGUGGCAAGACUUUCAGUCACAAGUCCUCCCUUGUAUGCCAUCGAAGACUUCAUGGUGGAGAGAAAUCUUACAAAUGUACGGUUUGUGACAAGGCUUUCAUGUGUCGUUCCUACGUGACAAAACAUACUAGAAUUCAUAGUGGAGAGAAACCUUACAAGUGUAAUGAGUGCAGCAAGACCUUCAGUCACAGGUCAUCCCUUGUAUGCCAUCAUAGACUUCACAGUGGUGAGAAACCUUACAAGUGCAUUGAGUGCGGCAAGACCUUCAGUCAGAAGGCAUCCCUUCUAUGCCAUCGUAGACUUCAUAGUGGUGAGAAACCUUACAAGUGUAAUGAGUGUGGAAAUACCUUCCGUCACUGGUCAUCCCUUGUAUGCCAUCGUAGACUUCAUAACGGAGAGAAAUCUUACAAAUGUACAGUUUGUGACAAGGCUUUCGUGCGUAAUUCUCUCCUGGUAAGACAUACUACAAUUCACACUGCAGAGAAACCUUACAAGUGUAAUGAAUGUGGGAAGGUUUUUAAUCGACAGUCACACCUUUCAAGUCAUCAUAGAACUCAUACUGGAGAGAAACCUUACAAAUGUGAAGCAUGUGACAAAGUUUUCAGUCGCAAAUCACACCUUAAAAGACAUAGUAGAAUUCACACUAGAGAGAAACCUUAUAAGUGUAGUGAGUGUGGCAAAGCCUUUAGUGAGCAGUCAAUGCUUAUUCACCAUCAGGCAAUUCAUGGUUUAGGGAAAGUUGACUAAUGUAAUUGUGUCCGGAAUUGGUGGGUUUCUUGGUCUCACCGAGUUCACGAAUGAAGCCACGGAUCCUCACGGUGAGUGUUACAGUACUUAAAGAUGGUGUAUCCGGAGUCUGUGCUUUCAGAUGUUCAGAUUUGUCCACAGUUUUUUUCUUCUGGUGGGUUCAUGGUCUCACUGACUUCAGGAGUGAAGCUUCAGACCUUUGCAACGAGUGUUAUAGCUCAUAAAGGCACCGUGGACCCAAAGAGUGAGCAGCAGCAAGAUUUAUUGUAAAGAGUGAAAGAACAAAGCCUCAACAGUGUGGAAGGGGACCCGAGUGGGAUGCUGCUGCUGGCUGGGGCAGCCUGCUAUUAUUCCCUUAUUUGACCCCUCCCACAUCAUACUGAUUGGUCCAUUUUACAGAGAGCUUAUUGGCCCACUUUACAGAGAGCUGAUUGAUCCAUUUUUACAGGGUGCUGAUUGGUGUGUUAAUAAACCUUUA
This is a messenger RNA of Rhinopithecus roxellana (golden snub-nosed monkey), 3926 nucleotides long. RefSeq names its product zinc finger protein 611-like. Gene Ontology annotation, molecular function: DNA-binding transcription factor activity, RNA polymerase II-specific; RNA polymerase II cis-regulatory region sequence-specific DNA binding. Gene Ontology annotation, biological process: regulation of DNA-templated transcription. The coding region runs from base 488 to 3448 and encodes 986 amino acids. NCBI's taxonomy places the organism in Eukaryota, Metazoa, Chordata, Mammalia, Primates, Cercopithecidae. The transcript is spliced from 6 exons. The record is from RefSeq and is a predicted model, not a curated record.